UCUACAUGUAUACACGGCGUACAUCGGUGAAGGCGUACUGAAGCCGUAGACGUCUCGCACUUCACGCAAAUUCCUUCUCCUUCCGCGCCACCACCCUUUCUUUCUUUCUUUCUUCCUCCCCUCCUCUUCCUCCCUGCGAAAGCCGCGAGAAGCGGCGGACACGAGGACAGGGAGCCCUUUUGCGCCCAGGCCCCUCCCGUUCCGCUGCAUUCGAGUUCCCCGCCCUCGAGGAGGAGCCAUGGGCGUGCACGCGGGGCGCGCCGGCGGCGGCAAGAAGCUCGCGCUCGCCAGCAUCGGCUUCGCGGACGUCCGCGUGGGCGCCGCCGGGGGUGGUGUCUACAAGGAGGACCUGCUCGUGGUGGGGCUGCCAGUGCCCAAAGACGACGGCCUGGACGCCGCCGGCUCCCUCGGGGACUUGGCCGUCAGGCUGCCGGACGUCGGCGCCGCCGUCAGGAUUUUUCUGAGGAACAGAGAAGUCGCAGAAUUCGUGAGUGGAGCAUUGGCUGGUGCUAUGACUAAGGCUGUUCUUGCUCCUCUAGAAACUAUCAGGACAAGAAUGGUUGUUGGGGUAGGAUCAAAACAGAUUUUUGGUAGUUUUGUGGAGAUCAUCGAACGGAAUGGUUGGCAAGGACUUUGGGCAGGUAAUACGAUAAAUAUGCUCCGGAUUAUUCCAACUCAAGCGAUUGAGCUCGGCACAUUUGAGUGUGUCAAAAGAAGUAUGACAUCAGCCCAAGAGAAAUGGAAAGAGGAUGGGUGCCCAAAGAUACAACUUGGUAAUUUGAAAAUCGAGCUGCCAUUGCACUUAUUAUCACCAAUUGCCAUUGGAGGUGCAGCUGCUGGAAUAGUUAGCACUUUAGUGUGCCAUCCUCUAGAGGUUCUUAAGGAUCGCUUGACUGUCAAUCGUGAGGCUUAUCCUACUAUCGCCAUUGCCUUCAACAAGAUCUAUCAGACUGAUGGCAUUGGUGGUCUUUAUGCUGGCCUCUGCCCAACAUUAGUUGGCAUGCUUCCUUAUAGUACAUGCUACUAUUUCAUGUACGAGACGAUCAAGACUUCUUACUGCUGUGCACAUAAAAAGAAAUCUUUGAGCCGCCCUGAGCUACUAGUUAUUGGAGCUAUUUCAGGUCUAACUGCAAGCACAAUCAGCUUCCCUCUGGAAGUGGCAAGAAAGCGGCUCAUGGUGGGAGCCCUACAAGGGAAGUGUCCGCCCCACAUGAUCGCGGCAUUAGCUGAGGUGUUCCAAGAGGAGGGCUUCAAGGGGCUUUACCGAGGAUGGGUGGCGAACUCCCUGAGGGUCAUGCCGACGUCCGGCAUUACCUGGAUGUUUUAUGAGGCAUGGAAGGAUCUCCUUUUGGCUCCCCGGCUUCAUACCUAGCAAGAGCAAUACCAUGCCUGAGAUUGUUCAACAACGCAGGCGUUACCGUUGCUGCAGAAUAAGGCCUCUUUUGAAUUGCGGGAUUUUUUCUCGAAUCUUGUGUUUUUCCUGUGAAAUUUCUGUACCAUUCUUGUGAAAUUUGUGCGUUCGAAAGAAGCCCUAAAUUUGCUUGCUGUGUGGGAUUUCUAAUCCUUUUUUCUUGCAAAUCCCACACAUGCUAGUUAUCUAUAUAAGAGAGGCCAUCUUGUGCCAUUGUGCCGAUGAUUAGAAGCAUUAGUUAAUUGGCCCGGCUAACCUGGAUUGUCUAAUUACCAGCAACUGUUAACAGACAGGCUCUGGGCUGGGUAUGCAUUAGCCCCCAAGCAAUGUUGUUGUGAAA
This is a messenger RNA of Phragmites australis (common reed), 1751 nucleotides long. Its product is annotated as probable mitochondrial adenine nucleotide transporter BTL1. The transcript has 5 exons. NCBI's taxonomy places the organism in Eukaryota, Viridiplantae, Streptophyta, Magnoliopsida, Poales, Poaceae. The record is from RefSeq and is a predicted model, not a curated record. The coding region runs from base 239 to 1372 and encodes 377 amino acids. Gene Ontology annotation, biological process: transmembrane transport.